CUUCCGAUUUUUGCUACAGUCCCUCUCCUGUUCAACCCCGUAGGUAUAGUGAUGGAGUCCCAGGUGCGUCAGAACUUCUAUUCAGAGUGUGAGGCUGCGAUUAACUGCAUGGUGAAUAUGGAGCUGUAUGCUAGCUAUGUCUAUUUGUCCAUGUCCUACUACUUUGACCGUGAUGAUGUUGCCCUGAGGCACAUGGCCCAGUUCCUGAAGGAGCAGUCCUAUGAGGAAAGGAAGCAUGCAGAGAGGUUUCUGACCUACCAAAACAAGCGAGGGGGGCGUGUUGUCCUGCAGGACAUCAAGAAGCCAGAGCAGGAUGAGUGGGGGAACAGCCUGGAGGCCCUGCAGUGCGCCCUGCAGCUGGAGAAGACUGUGAACCAAGCCCUGCUGGACCUGCACAAGCUGGCUAUGGAGAAGAAUGACCCUCAUUUAUGUGACUUCCUGGAGUCUGAGUACCUGGAGGAGCAGGUGAAGGCCAUCAAGCAGCUGGGAGACCACCUCACCAACCUGAAGCGCGUGGGAGUGCCUCAGAAUGGCAUGGGAGAGUACCUAUUUGAUAAGCACACCCUGGGGGAGAGCAGCUGAACUACCCACUUUGGGCUCUUUUCCAGAGGAGAGAAGCUGUAUCAAUGACCAUCUAAAGUCUGAGAAUAAAAUUGACUAACCCAUUAAA
Chelonia mydas (Green sea turtle) is the source of this 670-nucleotide messenger RNA. RefSeq names its product ferritin heavy chain A. NCBI's taxonomy places the organism in Eukaryota, Metazoa, Chordata, Testudines, Cheloniidae. The record is from RefSeq and is a predicted model, not a curated record. Gene Ontology annotation, cellular component: cytoplasm. Bases 52 to 582 code for a protein of 176 amino acids. Gene Ontology annotation, molecular function: ferrous iron binding; ferric iron binding. The transcript is spliced from 5 exons. Gene Ontology annotation, biological process: iron ion transport; intracellular iron ion homeostasis.